CGGUGACAUCGCGUGAUGGAAUGCACAACCACAUCCCGAUGCGGCUACCGCCUCGCCACUUCCGCCUUUUGGAAACAUGGCGGCCCCCGAGACGCGGCCCAGAUUGGACGCCCCGGAGCAGAUGACGAUGUGAUUGGCUGCGUGCUGGAUGACGCCAAGGGGGCGGGUCCAGACGGUGAAUUGGGGCGGCAUGUCGUGGCCGGGUCUUUUGCUGGCCUGGCUGUCGCCGGGUCGGGCGAUGAGCCGGUGUGUUUUGGAACCUCGGUCCCCAGGAAGGCGAUGGCUGGGAAUGCUCUGCGAUCAGGGGUGAUGGGAGUUUUGUGGUCUCAGUUUCCCCGAUGCCGCCUGCAGGUGGCUGGCCUGGGGAACCCCGGGCUCCCCAGCACGCGGCACAGCGUGGGUAUGGCAGUGCUGGGGCAGCUGGCACGGCGUCUAGGAGUGGCGGAGAGCUGGGUGCGCGACCCGCGCUGUGCCGCCGACCUCGCCGUGGCCCCGCUCGGUGAUGCCCAGCUGGUUCUGCUCCGGCCGCGACGGCUCAUGAACGCCAAUGGGCGAAGCGUGGCCCGGGCCGCGGAGCUGUUUGGGCUGACGGCAGAGGAGGUCUACCUGGUGCACGAUGAGCUGGACAAGCCCCUGGGGAAACUGGCGCUGAAGCUGGGGGGCAGUGCCAGGGGCCAUAAUGGAGUCCGUUCCUGCAUUAGCUGUCUCAACUCCAGCGCAAUGCCGAGGCUGCGGGUAGGCAUCGGGCGCCCCACACACCGCAGCGCAGUGGAGGCCUAUGUCCUUGGCUGCUUCACCCCUGAGGAACAGGAGCUGCUGCCCUCGCUGCUGGAUGGCGCCACUGAUCUGCUCUUGGCUCACAUCCGGGCACGCAGCCAGAAACCCUCACCCGGCCCCUGACACCAGUGGACAUGUUUGCUGCCAGAUUGCAGUACAUGAAAACUCAGCCGUGGCCACAGAGCCACCACGCCCAUUAAGGGUGUCUACUUUUUAUGGAACUCUUCUCUGGGAUGUCCCCGUCCUCUUACAGAUUCCAGGGAGUGACUGUGGCCAGAACAGUCCAUGUCUGGGGUAAGGUAGGGUUGGUCUCACCAGGUGCUACUUGGGAUGCAGGAAAACUUCAGGGAAGACUGAACUUUUUGAGCCUUCUUAGCACACCGGAGGCAUAGAUCUGUAGGAUUAAAGAUGCCAGCUUAGAUGAUGAAUCCUCCCAGGGGACAGUGGCUAAUCUCAACUUUCUCCUGUCAGUGGGGUGGGGACAACAAGGUCCGGCAAGCCCCCUACACAGGGGAUGUGUGGGCAUGCCCUGCCCCACCUUCCUUCAGCACAUUUUACAAAAGGGGAGGCUCAGGGAUGUCCAGUCACACCCAAAGGCUACACAGCUGUGUCCCAGCAGAGCCACACUAUGCACCCACAGCUGCUGUCCUGCUGUCCCUGGGCCC
Octodon degus (degu) is the source of this 1442-nucleotide messenger RNA. RefSeq names its product peptidyl-tRNA hydrolase 1 homolog (gene Ptrh1). The record is from RefSeq and is a predicted model, not a curated record. The transcript is spliced from 5 exons. Bases 16 to 900 code for a protein of 294 amino acids. Gene Ontology annotation, molecular function: peptidyl-tRNA hydrolase activity. Lineage: Eukaryota; Metazoa; Chordata; Mammalia; Rodentia; Octodontidae.